GGAAAAAAGCCUUGACUGCGAUCUUUGAGAAGCUGGAGAGGCCUCAGUACAAGAAGAUGGUGGAAUUCUAUGAGAAAAAUCAAGGUCCUGCACAGAAAAGGCUCACUGCCAAGUUUAAGGAGGAGCUUCCUGAGAAGCUCAUUCAGAUGUUUGGCAUGGAUGGAUCCAUCUCUUUGGUCAAUUAAGCAAUGAAGGAGAUACCAAGGAACGACCCUGGUGUCCAGAACCUGCUGCGUCCAUUUGUGGACAAACUGGGAAAGAAUGAAGAAAACCAGGCAGAGGGUCCAAAGACCAGGUGCCGACCUGAGCAGAUGUCAAACAUCUCAGAAGAUGUGUGGAAACACAACAUGACCACGAUCUUCAGAAAGCUGGAGAGAUCUCAGUACAAGAAGAUGGUGGAAUUCUAUGAGAAAAAUCCAGGUCCCUCACAGAAAAGGCUCACUGCCAAGUUUAAGGAGGAGCUUCCUGAGAAACUCAUUCAGACAUUUGGCAUUGAUGGAUCCAUGUCUUUGGUCAAUGAAGCAAUGAAGGAGAUACCAAGGAACGACCCUGGUGUCCAGAACCUGCUGCGUCCAUUUGUGGACAAACUGGGAAAGAACCAAGAAAACCAGGCAGAGGGUCCAAAGAUCAGGGGCCGACCUGAGCAGAUGUCAAACAUCUCAGAAGAUGUGUGGAAACACAACAUGACCACGAUCUUCAGAAAGCUGGAGAGAUCUCAGUACAAGAAGAUGGUGGAAUUCUAUGAGAAAAAUCAAGGUCCCUCACAGAAAAGAAUAACUGCUAAGUUUAAGAGGGAACUUCCUGAGGAACUCUUUCAGAGAUUUGGCGUAGAGGGAUCCAUUUCCUUGGUCAAUGAAGCAAUGAAGGAGAUACCAAGGAACGACCCUGGUGUCCAGAACCUGCUGCGUCCAUUUGUGGACAAACUGGAAAAGAACCAAGAAAACCAGGCAGAGGGUCGGCAAACCAGGAUCCAACCCGAGCAGGCCACAACAUCACAUGAGAGGCUUUUGAGUGUGAUAGAGGAUCUGAAUCAAAAGGAAGUUAGAACUUUCAAAUGGCACCUGAAGAGCCUACAUAGGAGUCCAGGCCCCCUGAGUAUCCCAGCAAGUCGAGUGGAAAUGGCAGAAUCUACAGACCUGGUGGAUCUGAUUUUACAAGUCUACACCACAUCUGCUUUGGAAAUUGCCAAGGAAAUUCUUAAGAAAAUGAAGAGGAAUGAUUUGGUGCAGACGAUUUCAUGCGCCUGCUCAUGACCAGAUUGGGUUGUAUUUUUUUUAAAGGGGCUGAUAUGGCAAAAUGCCUUUCCUCUAGGUCCUAUCAGAAAAUUUAGAUUUCUCUAAUUUUAUAUAUUCAUUUAUCCUAUUUACUCACUAUAAAGUUUUCAACCAGUCUGUUUCACCUGCAAGGCCACGCCAUUCUCUGUGGGAUGGUGUUUCUAGACUAGACAUAGCUUCUUCCAAUAACAAACCAGAUUCUUUCUCAAGGUUUAUUCAUAACAUGUUACUGUUAACCAAAGUGUCUGUAAUUUGUUUUGACUCUGACUACCUUUCCAUUGUUGUAAGUAAAGGGGAACGGACGCUGCUCGGGUUGAACAGGGCUGAAUGCUGUGCCAUAAGGGCU
This is a messenger RNA of Cyprinodon tularosa, 1620 nucleotides long. RefSeq lists its product as uncharacterized. NCBI's taxonomy places the organism in Eukaryota, Metazoa, Chordata, Actinopteri, Cyprinodontiformes, Cyprinodontidae. Gene Ontology annotation, molecular function: protein binding. Gene Ontology annotation, biological process: regulation of apoptotic process. Bases 189 to 1253 code for a protein of 354 amino acids. The record is from RefSeq and is a predicted model, not a curated record. The transcript has 7 exons.